This is a messenger RNA of Raphanus sativus (radish), 877 nucleotides long. RefSeq names its product 60S ribosomal protein L7-2. NCBI's taxonomy places the organism in Eukaryota, Viridiplantae, Streptophyta, Magnoliopsida, Brassicales, Brassicaceae. Bases 45 to 773 code for a protein of 242 amino acids. The record is from RefSeq and is a predicted model, not a curated record. Gene Ontology annotation, cellular component: cytosolic large ribosomal subunit. Gene Ontology annotation, molecular function: structural constituent of ribosome; RNA binding. The transcript is spliced from 6 exons. Gene Ontology annotation, biological process: maturation of LSU-rRNA from tricistronic rRNA transcript (SSU-rRNA, 5.8S rRNA, LSU-rRNA).
CAGUGAAUGUCGUCGUCUGUUUGAUUGAUCUUAAGAAAUCGGAAAUGGCAGAGUCGAGGGUUGUAGUUCCGGAGUCAGUCCUGAAGAAGAGGAAGAGAGAGGAGGAGUGGGCUCUCGCGAAGAAGCAGAGCGCUGAAGCUGCCAAGAAGACGAACGCCGCCAACAGGAAGGUUAUCUACAAAAGAGCCGAGCAGUACGCCAAGGAGUAUGCCGAGAAGGAGAAGGAGUUGAUCUCUUUGAAACGUGAGGCUAAGCUUAAGGGAGGUUUCUAUGUCGACCCUGAAGCUAAGCUCUUGUUCAUCAUCCGUAUUCGUGGUAUCAAUGCCAUUGACCCGAAGACUAAGAAGAUUCUUCAGCUCUUGCGUUUGAGACAGAUAUUCAACGGUGUGUUUCUCAAAGUUAACAAGGCUACAAUGAACAUGCUUCGUCGUGUUGAGCCUUACGUGACUUACGGGUUCCCCAAUUUGAAGAGUGUUAAGGAAUUGAUCUACAAGAGAGGAUACGGAAAGCUUAACCACCAGAGGGUGGCUUUGACUGACAACUCUAUCGUAGAGCAGGCUCUAGGUAAACAUGGGAUCAUAUGCACUGAGGAUUUGAUCCACGAGAUUCUAACAGUUGGACCUCAUUUCAAGGAGGCCAACAACUUCCUGUGGCCAUUCCAACUCAAGGCACCGCUCGGUGGCCUUAAGAAGAAGAGAAACCACUACGUUGAAGGUGGUGAUGCUGGAAACCGUGAGAACUUCAUCAAUGAGCUUAUCAGGAGGAUGAAUUAGAAUGUUUUCUUUUCAAAAUUCAGUCUUAUUAUCUAUGUUGUCUUCACCAAAUGCUUCCUCCAGGAUUUUGAUCAAGUUAAAUGACAUUUUGAGUUAUUUUUGCA